Prorocentrum cordatum is the source of this 1262-nucleotide messenger RNA. NCBI's taxonomy places the organism in Eukaryota, Dinophyceae, Prorocentrales, Prorocentraceae. The record is from the annotation of a GenBank genome assembly.
AAGGGCAAUCAUCAUACGAGCAGGGGAUGGGUGACGUCAGCUACGACAAGAUCUACGACAUCUACGUCCCGCCGCAGCACCUGCGCCUGUUCGACGGGCCUGGCCUGGUGGCCGACACCAUCAUCAAACCGAACAUCUCCCGCGAGACGCUGCAGCAGAACAAGAUCUUGCGAGCGAUCAAGAAGAAUCUCGUCAAGAAGUGCCUCGAGAUGUUUGUGGAGAUCGCCGAGAAGAAGGACGACUACAAGAAGUUCCACGAGCAGUUCGGCAAGUGCCUCAAGCUCGGCGUGCAUGAAGAUUCCACCAACCGCACCAAGGUCGCGGAGCUUAUGCGCUACCACACCUCGAGAUCUGGAGAUGAGAUGAUCCGCCUGAAGGAGUUUGUGGACCGCAUGAAAGAGGGGCAGAAUGACAUCUACUACAUUACGGGGGAGAGCAUCGCAGCGGUGUCGUCCUCGCCUUUCCUGGAAACGCUGCGCAAGAAGGGUCUUGAGGUCCUCUACAUGACCGAUCCCAUCGAUGAGUACUCCGUGCAGCAGCUGACGGAGUUCGACGGCAAGAAGCUCAAGUCGACGACCAAGGAAGGUGUGGACCUCGAGGACGAGGACGAGAAGAAGAAGCUGGAGGAGCUGAAGGCGGAGUUCGAGCCGCUGACGAAGCUGAUGAAGGAGGUGCUGGGCGACAAGGUGGAGAAGGUGGUUAACCAGGGGAUGGGUGACGUCGGCUACGACAAGAUCUACGACAUCUACGUCCCGCCGCGGCACCUGCGCCUGUUCGACGGGCCUGGCCUGGUGGUCGACACCAUCAUCAAACCCACGCACGGCCUGCAGCCGAAGCCUUUCGUCGAGGCCUGCUAUGGCUUCUGGCAGGACGGCGACUUCAUAAAGAACGACGAGCCCCUGAGCAACGUUCUGCCAGUGGCGGGCAAGCACAUGGGCAUGGCCUUCCGCGUGCCCACCAUCGACGUGUCGGUCGUGGACCUCACCUGUGGGCUGGAGAAGGCGACGACCUACGAGGAGAUCUGCGCCGAGAUCCAGAGGCGCUCCGAGGGCGACAUGAAGGGAGACUUGGGCUACUGCGACGAGGCUCUCGUGUCCACCGACUUCGAGACGUGCCCCAUCUCCAGCACCUUCGAUUCCAAGGCGGGCAUCAUGCUGGACCCCACGGUCGUGAAGCUAGUGGCCUGGUACGACAACGAGUGGGGCUAUGCGUGCCGUGUCGUUGACCUGAUCAAGCACAUGGCCAAGGUCGACGGGGCGUAG